This is a messenger RNA of Suillus fuscotomentosus, 2112 nucleotides long. RefSeq lists its product as uncharacterized. The transcript has 11 exons. The record is from RefSeq and is a predicted model, not a curated record. Lineage: Eukaryota; Fungi; Basidiomycota; Agaricomycetes; Boletales; Suillaceae. The coding region runs from base 1 to 2112 and encodes 703 amino acids.
AUGUAUGCUGCUAAUUUCACUACAGAAGCUGAUCAACAUUAUUGCGAGUAUGCAAAGUGUUUCAGUGGCCCUGCUGGUACUGUCAUUGCAGUGACAUAUAUUGAACACAUGGAUCCACAAAAACAGGGGAAAUGGCUUUGUGAGGGCUGCAGUCGCUACCAACGCUUGAAAACAACAACUAGGUGGAUCACUGAUUCAUUGCCGGUGCAGCAUCAACUCCAUUCAGCAUAUGAUGGUGCUGUGGUCCAUAAACGAAUUGCAGAGGCUCAGCGUGGUAAAUCAAAUCUCCCUGUUCGUGCACUUGGACUUGUAGUUCAGCAGCACAUAGCUAGCCCACAGGCAGGAAAUUCCAGCACACUCCCUCCUGGAUCUAUUCCAGGUCCCCGCUUGGCAGACCUACUUCAAACAUUGUCACUCCAGCCAGGCUAUCAAGAGGCUCACAAAGUCUAUGAAGAAAUGUGGACAUCACUUGCAAAAUUGGCAUGCUCAAUGAGUGUUCCUGAAGUAGAUAUCGUUGAGUCAAUCAGCCAUGUGCCUUAUCGCAUUGGUGCCAAAGAUCUCAAAGUCUCCGUCUACCUCACCUUGCUUCCUUUGUUCCUCAAAUGGUCUCAUGGUCUCGCAUUCUCUUUUGAAGAGGCUCGUCUGCGCUUAGCCAAUAAUUUCGAGGAGAUUCUCCCCCGUCCAGCAGGUGAAGACACCAAUGCAAUUUCCUUCCACUUUAUCAAGACAAAAUGUGGCAAGCAACAGUUCCAUGCUGGCAAGGGUAUCGAAGUCCAUCUCCUGAUCCCGCUCGAAAAGUUUCAGGAGGCAGAGAAAAGGCGUGAAAGAGUUGAGGAAGGUACUGAGUCCAAGGUUGACAAGACAACUGUGGGUGGCCUUCAUCGGCUUGUCUCAUCACAGUCAGCAAUUGGGUCCUCAUCUUCAAAUGGCACCCUCAUCCAAAAUUGUACCAAACAGUUCCAGCAGACAAAGCACAAAUUGUCCUCACCGUCUCCUCCAGCAACCCCUCCCCAGAAGCUUCGAACUUCAAACACGGCAACCAUCUCUCCAGAUGCAGGUGAACUUCGUCGUGCACUUCAAGCACAAGGAAACACAAUCAGUGGAAAAUCACUUCCAGAUCCUUUCCUACUUAUUGUGGAAAAUGUUGCAGUUACUCUGCGUCCAUUUACUGCAGUGCUGCGCAUUGUUCCACGCCUUUCAUUAUCAUCUCUCAUCCUUGAUCCCAACACCUCCGACAUCAUCAGUACCAUUGCUCCGACGCAGGCGACACUUUUUUUUAAUCCACAAGGCAAGCCAAAAUAUGGCGCAUUCAAGGCUGCCCAAUUCAGUUUCCUCGAUAAAGCCAUUCUGGGGCCCUUAAGCUCCAACUCAACACGUAUCUGUCUCAAACAAUGUUACUACCGAAAUGACAAGUCCAAGAGCAUAUGGGCCAGUGCUUUAAUGGACCAUGUCCAACAAUUUGUCAUCGCUGAGCUUUCCACACGCAGUGCCCCACCAUUUCACAUUCCUGACAUUCGCUUUGUCCAUGUUGCUCUUGCCAGCAUCGAAGAUGCAGGCAUCACCAAAACCUAUCUCGUUGAGGAGUAUAUUGACGAGUCCAUGGAAGGCAGCUUCACCAAAUAUAUCUCCAACGACUCACCUUCCCCAAUACUCAAUCUCGACAACAAAUCAAGCAACAUUGCCAGCUUAUUUGCAGAUGGCAACUUGACAGACGCCUUUGCUUUGUUCGAGGAGAAGCAUGCAUGCAAUGAAUUUUGUAAAUUUUUUCAACUUGAGAGACUCGUAACAACAUGCGCAAACUUGCAGAUGGCCUACAAUAAACCCUUACCCCCUCCCGCAUCACCUCCUCACUUGGGCCCAGAUUAUCUCUUCGCUAAAGCUGACUCAGAUAGUGAUGGUAGCGGGUAUGAUGACUUUGGCGCACAAAGUAUGGAUCUAGGAACCCACGAAGAUCUAAAUGACGUCAACGAAAGCUACUCUAGACAAGAGGCUUACCGGUACCAUUCAGAUCUUCAGAUUCCAUACACAGGUCUCGCGCAUCUUAUGAUGCUCCACAUCGAACUCAAGUCUGAUCGGCACAAGUUGCUCAGGGCGAACCGUUGGCCAGGCUGA